GGAUAUUACACGAUCGCAGAGGGUUGAUACGCCGUUCAGUUCCACACCCUUAGAUCCCAAAAUGUGGUCUGGAAAAUCUACAUCUUCUGUGUAUACUGACGCUAGCAAACAAUUCCGGAAAGAUCCUAUACAUACAUUGAAGGAGAUGGUUUCCCUACUAGUGCUUGUUAUUCUAUACAAUGCUGUACUAAUCGUCAGUGCAGGGCCUAUCGAAAACACUUCCAAUUCGGAUGAGUUAGUCCUACUGCACGUGCUCUUCAGACAUGGGGACCGCACUCCCGAUUUGAUAGAGAUGUAUCCAAAGGAUCCUUACAACAAUAUCUCAUACUUUCCAGAAGGAUUAGGACAACUUACUAGGAAGGGAAAAAAUAGGGAAUACGAUAUUGGUGUCAGUAUGCGGCAAAAGUACAAUAGUUUUCUGGGAUCAUACAAAUCGGAUGAGGUAUCGGCUAUAUCGACGGAUUAUGUAAGGACUAAAAUGUCAUGCUUGUUGGUGCUAGCAGGCCUAUAUCCCCCAAAAGGAAAGGAAAUAUGGAAUGAACAUCUAAAUUGGCAACCUGUGUUCUAUAAUUAUAAUCCAGCAGGCAAAGAUUAUCUUUUGGGAGAUCCUUUGUACGAUUGCCCUAAGUAUAGAAAACUUUAUCAUGAUUACUUGUCUUCAAAUCAAGCUUUACAGUUAAUGCAAGGAAAAACAGAACUGUAUAAUUAUCUAUCACUACACACUGGACUGAAUGUAACCAUUCCUAGAGAUCCCUAUAAUUUACAAUUUGUACUGCAAUCAGAGCAAAACUUGGGUUUAAAACUACCUCAGUGGACAGAAAGUGUUUGGCCCGGUAAUAUAACGGAUGCAUCAGUUGACGAAUAUUAUGUAAACUUGGCAACCCCUAAGAUGCAACGUUUUGCCGGAGGUGUGUUGGUGAAGAAACUGCUAGACGACACCAUGAACAAAAUAAGUAACAACUCCGAUCCCAUGAAAAUCUAUUUAUAUUCCGCUCAUGAAAACAAUUUGGCUUACCAACUUAUUUUUCUAGAAGCUUUUAAUCCUCAUAUUCCCCCUUACGGUUCUUAUCUUGUGUACGAAAUACGGAAAGUAAAUGGAAUAUACGGUGUGAAGAUACUGUACGAGGACUACUCCAAGGAAAAACCUAGGUACCUCAGCUUACCGUCCUGUGGAACAUUCUGCCCUCUGGAUAAAUUCAACAAUAUUCUGCAGAAAUAUGUGCCACUAGCUGAAGAUAUAUGUGUUUAGUUAUAUGCUCAAUUUCUCAGUGUACCUAGCAUCAAUGUCAUUUAACUUACUGGAAAAAAAAAUUUGUACAACCUCGGUGAACAAAUGUACUUUGCCACGUCA
Photinus pyralis (common eastern firefly) is the source of this 1351-nucleotide messenger RNA. Its product is annotated as venom acid phosphatase Acph-1-like. Lineage: Eukaryota; Metazoa; Arthropoda; Insecta; Coleoptera; Lampyridae. Gene Ontology annotation, biological process: dephosphorylation. The transcript has 8 exons. The record is from RefSeq and is a predicted model, not a curated record. Bases 62 to 1249 code for a protein of 395 amino acids. Gene Ontology annotation, molecular function: phosphatase activity.